Lymnaea stagnalis (great pond snail) is the source of this 1633-nucleotide messenger RNA. Lineage: Eukaryota; Metazoa; Mollusca; Gastropoda; Lymnaeidae. The record is from the annotation of a GenBank genome assembly.
ACCUUGGAUGAGCUGAUCUCUGGAGCGUCGGAUUGGAAGGACGGAUUUCAAAUGGAUGACGGUGACGCAAAUACCGUAUUGCAAGAGUUGGACAUGGUGCUGACAAUGGAGCAGUACAGGGCCUUACAGGUGGGUAAUAGCAUAGGACUGGUCACUUGAUGACACUGGUAUAUUAAUAACACUGGUUACCCUAUAUAACUGGUAAUGUUAUAACACUGGUUAUAUUAUAACACUGGUCAUAUUUAAAGCACUGGUAAUAUUUCGACACUAGCAAUACUAUAACACUCUUCAAAUUGUAAAAUUGAUUUUUUUUUUAUAUCACUGGUUAUUUUAUAACACUGGUUACGUGAUGAAAUAUUGACAUGAAAUUAAGAAGUCAGUGAUAAUGAAGAAACUAUAUUGUUAAUAUGGACGAUUAGUAAAAAAAAAAAUUCACAAUGAAACAAAUCUGACACCUAGAUGGAAUUCAUGGAAUCAUUUUAUCUGCCACAAUUGAAAUGUGUUUUUUCCCCAUAAAACAUUUAGGCCUUACACUAUCCUAAAGCUGUUAGAAUUCUAUUAUAAUUGGCGUUCCUUUACACACGUGUGUAAAAUACAAUUUUAUUUCUCCCAGGACUUAAAACAAGACGCAGCUUCUGGUUCAUCAAGAUAUAAGCGUAAAGCUUUGUUAGCCGAGUCGUUUCGCUGGAAGAACAAAGUGAUCCCAUACAAGAUAGUCGCUAAUGUUUUCGAUGCCAAGGACAGGGGAGAAAUAAGACGCGCUAUUGACGAAUGGCAGAAUUAUACAUGCAUAACCUUCAGGGAGGCCACACGCAAUGAUAAAAACUUCGUCCGCAUUGGCAACGGGCAUGGGUGCUACUCUAACGUAGGUAUGGUCGGGGGUCCUCAAGACCUGGGUCUCGCCGGGGGAUGUCGUGUCAAAGGAAUCAUUGUCCACGAGCUGGGGCACGCUGUCGGGUUUCACCACGAGCAGAACCGCCCUGACCGUGACGACCACGUGACCAUCAUCAGGCAAAAUAUCCAGGAAAAAUUGUACUACAACUUCCAAAAAUAUCCCUGGACCGGACUUACCACGUUAGAAGUCCCGUACGACUACAAGAGCGUGAUGCAUUACGGGGGUACCGCUUUCUCUAUGAAUGGUCAGGUUACUAUUAAAACAAAUGACCCUGCUUACCAAAACGUGAUCGGAAGCAGAGUGGGCCUUAGCUUUUUUGACAUCAAACUGGCCAAUCUGAUGUAUAAAUGUAACUCGGGCUGUCCAGUCAACAAAGUCUGCCCCCACCCUGGGUUCGUGGGAAAGGAUUGCAAGUGUUGGUGCCCGGGGGACCCCAUAAAACCAUGCGAAAAUGAAGGCGUUGUCUCUACCAAAAAACCAUCCGCAAAAUGCGAGGACUUAGGCCCACACUGCUCUGACUGGGCGAAGGCAGGUUACUGUCGGACGAGUACGGACACUAAAGAAAAAUGCAAAAAAUCAUGCGGGGCUUGUACAGGGGACCCCGUGAAUCCACGGGGACAAAACCCAUCCGCCAAAUGCCAGGACUUAGGCCCACACUGCUCUGACUGGGCGAAGGCAGGUUACUGUCGGACGAGUACGGACACUAAAGAAAAAUGCAAAAAAUCAUGCGGGGCUUGU